UCUGUCGCUAUUACUGUAGCAAUAUCUUCAUCGCGUUUGCUGUUAACUAUAACAAUACAGAAUGGCUUUAUUUUAUAAGGUAAUUGGCCUGGUGGCUUUUGUCGCUACUGUGUCAUCAAAUCGCGCACCAGGUGGUUACUCCUAUAACCGCUUCAGUGGUCCAGUGAGUGGCAAGAUUGUUGAAGUACAAGUACCGGCUGCUCAUGGAGUGCCAGCUCAGCAGCAUGCUGACUAUGGCUACGACCACAACGCGGGGAAAAUACAUCCAGAAACAUCGAAGUAUGAGCGCUUGAAGACUGUCGAUUAUGUGGCUAAACCUGAUUAUCACUACGCAUAUGGAGUGCAGGACCCUCACACCGGCAACCAACAGAAUCACAAAGAGUAUAGAGAUGGUGACGUAGUACAUGGAGAAUAUUCGCUCGUUGAGCCCGAUGGUUCAUUGAGAACUGUCAAGUACACAGCGGAUCCGAAGAAUGGGUUCCAGGCAACCGUGCACAAAGAAGCUGGCCACGCCGCUCCAAUUCCAGUCCAAAGGAAUCGAAAACAGCAUCGCGAAGAAGAAGAAGAUGAUUACUAAUCAAACUCUAUCUCUAACAUCUAGCUUAAUUUAUUUGUUACCUUUAUAUAAAAAUAAAAAAAAAUAUACUUUUAA
Messenger RNA from Leptidea sinapis, 652 nucleotides. It is a transcript of the gene CPR130, whose product is annotated as cuticle protein 21-like. NCBI's taxonomy places the organism in Eukaryota, Metazoa, Arthropoda, Insecta, Lepidoptera, Pieridae. Bases 62 to 577 code for a protein of 171 amino acids. The transcript has 4 exons. The record is from RefSeq and is a predicted model, not a curated record. Gene Ontology annotation, cellular component: extracellular matrix.